AUGGAGGAAGAGGAUGAAGGCCAGAGAAAAUUCAAACAUGGGUUUCCGAACAUCACAUUGCUUGUUCAGAGAAAGUUGAAUCAAAUGGACCUCACUACUACGCUACAGAAAAAUCUUGUUCCUGUGUCUCCACAAAAACACAAAUCCAGACUGGGAGAGAAAUUCCAGUUGCUAAAUGACGGAAUAUCAUAUCAAGGGAACUUAACACUUUUGAAUGAGAUCUAUACAGAGCUCUUCAUCACGCAGGGAGACAGUGGAGAGGUCAAUAAUGAACAUGAGGUGAGACAGAUUGAGAUGUCCCGAAGGCUAGAGAAGCAGGAAAUACCAAUUAAAUGCAAUGAUAUCUUUAAACCCUCACCUGGACAAUACAAACCCAUCAGAAGUGUGCUGACAAAAGGAGUUGCUGGCAUAGGAAAAACAGUGUCUGUACAGAAGUUCAUUCUGGACUGGGCUGAGGGAAAAGCAAACCAGGACGUCCACCUCAUAUUUGCACUUCCUUUCAGGGAGCUGAAUUUUAUGAAGGAGGAAAAUAAAAGUCUAAUGGAGCUUCUCCAUCGAUUUUUCUCAGAUAUAAAGGAACUGAGAUCAUCAGACCUUGAUGAUUACAAAGUUAUGUUUAUCUUUGACGGGCUUGAUGAGUGUCAACUUCCUUUAAAUUUCCAAACUAAUCAGAUGUUGUCUGAUGUCACACACUCUGCUUUAGUGGAUGUGCUGCUGACCAACCUCAUCAAAGGAAAGCUGCUUCCUUCUGCUCUUAUAUGGAUAACCUCUCGACCAGCAGCAGCCAGUCAGAUCCCUCCUGAGUGUGUUGAUCGGGUCACAGUGGUACGAGGAUUCAGUGAUGCUCAGAAAGAAAUAUAUUUCAGGAAGAAGAUCAAUGACCAGAGUCUAGCCAACAGAAUUAUCACACAUAUCAAAUCAUCAAGAAGCCUGUACAUCAUGUGUCACAUACCAGUCUUUUGCUGGAUUUCAGCCACUGUUCUAGAGAGAAUGUUGCAUGAAGCAGAGAGUGCAGAGAUCCCCAAAACUCUCACUCAAAUGUUCACACACUUCCUGAUCUUUCAGACCAAAAUGAAGACCCAGAAGUAUGAUGAUAGAAGUGAGGUUGAUCUUCAGCAGGCCAGAAAAACAAUUUUUUCACUGGGCAAAUUGGCUUUUGAACAACUGGAAACAGGCAACCUAAUUUUCUAUGAGGAGGACCUGAGACAAUGUGGCAUUGAUGCCAAAGAAGUGUCAGUGUACUCGGGAGUUUUUACCCAGAUCUUCAGAGAGGAGAUUGGCCUGUGUCUGGGAAAAUUGUACAGCUUUGUGCAUCUGAGCAUUCAGGAGUUUUUUGCUGCUUUGUUCAGGUUUCUCUCCUUUGUUUCAAAUAAGAAACAUAAGUCAGAAAUAACCGAUUUUCAAAAAAAGGAAGUGGACAAGGCUUUACAGAGUGAGAAUGGACACAUGGAUCUUUAUCUUCAGUUUCUUCUGGGUCUCUCACUGCAGUCCAAUCAGAGUCUUUUGCCAAGUCUGUUGACACAGACAAGAAACACGACUCAUAGCAGUUUGGAAAUAAUUGAGUACAUCAAGGAGAAGAUCAGGGAGAAUCCCUCCCCAGAAAAAUCCAUCAAUCUGUUUCACUGUCUGAAUGAACUGAAUGAUCAUUUUCUACAGCAUGAAGUCCAAACAUACCUGAAAGGAACUCGUGUUGAUCGUCUCGCUGAUGCUAAGCUCUCUCCUGAUCAGUGGUCAGCUUUGGUGUUUGUGUUACUGAACUCAGACGAGGAGCUUACUGACUUUGAACUAAGUAAAUAUCAUCAAUCAGAAGAAGGUCUUCUGAGGCUGCUGCCAGUGGUCAAAGUAUGCAGAAAAGCAAAUCUGAGUGGCUGUUUUCUUACAUGGAGAAGCUGUUCAGCUCUGGCCAAAUCUCUUAGAAAUUUGAGAGUGCUGAACCUGAGUCAUAAUAACCUACAGAAUUCAGGAAUCAAGCUGCUCUCUGCAGAACUAAAAAACUCUCACUGUGAACUCAAGACAUUAAAGCUGUACAACUGCAGCAUUGGAGAGGAGGGUUUUGAUGCUCUUGUUUCAGCUCUGAGACUAAACCCCUCACACCUGAGAGAACUGGAUGUGAGCUGGAAUAAACCAGGAGUCUCCGGAGUUAUGUUGCUCUCUGAUCUACUAAAGGAUCCACACUGUAACCUGGAGAAACUACAGCUACAUAGCUGUGGUAUUGGAGAGGAAGGUUUUGCUGCUCUGGCUUCAGCUCUGAGAUCAAACCCCUCACUCCUGAGAGAACUGAACCUGAGCUCUAAUAAACCAGGAGAUUCAGGAGUGAAGCUGCUGUCUCAUGUACUGGAGGAUCCACACUGUAAACUGGAGAAACUACUGCUGUCUGAUUGCAGUAUUGGAGAGAAAGGUUUUGCUGUUCUGGCUUCAGCUCUGAGAUCAAACUCCUCACACCUGAGAGAACUAAAUCUGAGCUCUAAUAAACCAGGAGAUUCAGGAGUGAAGCUCUCUGACCUGCUAGAGGAUCCACAGUGUAAUCUAGAGAAACUUCAUUUACUGCCUCACCUGCCAUAAAUCACACAUCACACAUGAACCUGGUGUCACUGACACUAACUACAAAAGGCAAACAGCUUUCUUCUGAUGAACAUGACUGACCCAUACUGGACAAACAUCUGAACUGACCCAGCAGGAUUCAACACGAGGGCUGUCAGAGCUUAGAACACAAACAC
Molecule: messenger RNA, 2717 nt
Organism: Sinocyclocheilus anshuiensis
Lineage: Eukaryota; Metazoa; Chordata; Actinopteri; Cypriniformes; Cyprinidae
Product: protein NLRC3
Exons: 7
Coding region: 1-2562 (853 amino acids)
Molecular function (GO): protein binding
Source: RefSeq, a predicted model, not a curated record